GGGGUCGGGCGGCCGGCAGCCGCCGCGCUCGCCUGACCUGCGUGCUCCCCUGGCCGCGCCGGGCUGCCCCGAAGGAUGUCCGCCCAGUCCAAGGGGACCGCAUCGUCCUCCUCGUCGCCGUCCGAGGGGCCGCCUGCAGCCUCCAAAACCAAGGUGAAGGAGCAGAUCAAGAUCAUCGUGGAGGAUUUGGAAUUAGUCUUGGGGGACCUGAAAGACGUGGCCAAGGAACUUAAGGAGGUGGUUGACCAGAUUGACACGCUGACGUCUGACCUACAGCUGGAGGAUGAGAUGACAGACAGUUCCAAAACGGACACGCUCAACAGCAGCUCCAGCAGCACAACAGCUUCUAGCUUAGAGAAAGUCAAGCUGCGGGGCAGCACGCCGCUCCUCAAGCCACCCACACACCCCUCUGCUAUCCUCACCGUGCUGAGGAAGCCGAAUCCGCCUCCUCCUCCACCACGACUGACACCCGUCAAGUGCGACGAGCCUCCGAGGCUGCCUCCUUCAGCCAACCCUGUCAAGACUAAUGGUACCCUGCUGCGAAACGGGGGCUUGCCAGUUGGGCCCAGCCGCAUCCCAAAUGGAGAUAUAUGCUGUAUACCAACCAGUAAUUUGGAGAAAGUUGCAAUGCAGCCUCUGAUGCACAGACCUGAGAAAGAGCGGUGUCCUCAGCCUGGAGCAAGGGAACGAGUACGAUUUAGUGAAAAAGUGCAGUAUCACGGCUAUUGCCCUGAUUGUGAUGUUCGGUAUAACGUUAAAAACAGGGAGGUGCACUUGCACAGCGACCCUGCCCGUGCUGUGGGAAAGCUGCCACACCAGUGCCCUCCUCUGCCACCUCCACCGCCUCCACUGCCUCCAUUUCCUCUGGAAAAUGGAGGGCUGGGAUUAAGUCCCAGUAAUAGCUUUCCUCCUCCGAGACCUGCAACUGUGCCUCCACAAACUGCACCAAAACCCCAGAAAACCAUCCUGAGGAAAUCAACCACAACAACAGUGUGAUGUAUGCCACUUGAAAUAACUCUCUCUUUUCCUAUAUAUAAACAUAAAUAGGUAAUGAGCACUUUCUACUUGAGCAAUAAAAAGACCCAAGUGAAGUGGCAUAAAAAUCACAUGAUCUGUCCCUUGAGGUUGUUUCCCUGAUCUUUUGGCUGACUUCUGCAAUUUCGCAAGCAGUAAUGGAAGAAACAAUUUACAUGAGGCAGGAAAUGUAACAGAUCUGUAUGAGACAAAACAUUUGUGUUUAGCAGUCAGUAAGAUGAACUACAGCCAACAUCAGUGGAAGCUGACGUUUGAAACAAAGCCAGUGUACUUUCCUUACACCCACUGCAAACGGAUUGGUUACAGAAUCUUUCUGGUACUACAUAAAUGCACCUUCAGGCUUGAAGGAAUAUCUAUACCUGGAGGCACGUCAGUUAAUUUCUUGCACAUCAGAUUCAUCAUAGUGACUUCUUGCAGGCCAGAUCUGAGAAGUAACCAGGAACCUGACCCUCUGUGGAGAAUGGAAAAGCCCUUCAAGUCAGAGCACAACUGAUCAUGAGUGUAAUCUGCAUUUUAUCAGCUUUCUCAGAUCUGACAGCUACAAGCUGAGUCCUGGCAAAAGCCACAGCCUUAAAUUCCAUUUAGUGGGAAAGGAGAAUAUAGAGGACUAAAUGUCUUGCCCCAUUGCAGAAACUGCUGUCUCCAAGCCUGACACUUGAGUCCUGUGCUGAGCAACCAGAGUAACAAACAGUGAGUUUUUCAUGGGUCCAGCCAGCAUCCACAAAUAUUUCAGUAUGUAGCCAAAAGGAGAAAUGAAGCACUUAGGUAAUAGCAGAAAAUGAAUGCAUUUACUGUAACAGAGGAAUGUUUCUGUCUGUAGGGAAAGAAGACCUUGUCAUCCCUUGUACAUAUUCAAAGCCAUACAGGAACAGGGCAUCAGUGAUGUUAAAUUGCUUAAAAUGACACUGUCUCCUGUCCUCCGCCCAACUUUGAAGAAGUUCGGCUGUUAGAGAUUGCAUCUCAAUGCACUUCUAGUAUUUGCACUGUCACUUCCAUUCAGGGUAAUGAUGUGUGUCACCAUUUGCACAGAUGGCCCCAGGAGAUUUUUGGCCACAACAAGCUAUACUUUGCCGGGGCUCCAAAAGGAAAGUUAGAACUGAAGAAAAACAUUUGCGCUUUCUUUCACUAUGGGGAUCUCUUCACAGAAAGGACUAUGGUCUUUUCUUAGGUUUAAAUAAAUACAUACAUAUACAUACAUAUAUAUAUGUAUAUAUAUGAAAAAGCAUCAACAUGAUAAGGUGUAUUUAAAAAGGGGAUAUAAUCUUUUGUAAUAGCAUCCAUUUUUUAUUGUAUUAGCAACCAAGAAAUUUAGUCUAUGGAAUUAUACAUCCAAAAUGUUCCUAUUGAACAUUGACAUUAUAGUCCCAGUUACUGUUAAAGAAAUCAUUUGUAAUAUGUAUUUGACAUAAAAUUUUUCUAGCCAUUUGUCUAUACUUCAUGGAGAUACCUAACAGACAAGCAGCAUUUUCAGUUUAUUUUUCUAAAUAAAUUUGUUGUUUGUAUUAUUUGCAGUCACUCAUUUUGGCUGGUUUUCGUUAUCUCCAAAAAUGAUUUAAAGACAGAACCAAAACACAGGAAUUGUUCGUAUUAAGCUGUAAUGAUUUGCUGACCGAAAGCUUUAAUAUAAAUACUGUAAUUUGUAAAACGAUGAAGUAUAUUUAUACAGGCAAAUAUGUAUGGAAAACAAGAGGAGGUAUUUUAACUCUUAAUUUCAGAACAUAGUUUAUUUUAAUAUCCACAUGAAGAAAUCUAAAUAUAUAAUGGGAUAGAUUUUUUAUUAUCAGUGAGUUUUAGCAAAUGAAGAUUUGGAUGCUGAAGCAUGAAGAGAAUGUAGUCUAAUAAUGGUGGUUUCCCAAAUUAUGAAGAGACCCUUUGUCAGCUGUCUCUUUUUAUUCAAAAACUGGUUUCAUUUUUUGAGGUUUGAGGUUUGGGUUUUUUUCUAUGUGUGUGUAGGGCUGUUUGUUCAGGUUUUGUUUGUUUUAGCAUACUGAAAAGGCCGUGAAGGUGAUACUAUUUGAUCACAAAUGGAGAAGCUACAGAGUAAGAGAUUGUUCCUUAGAACAAUCUACAGUUUACAGUUAAGAAUACUCAUUGUUAUCCAUCUACUGAAGUGUUUUGUUGUCAAGCUAUUGAAUAUUUCAAUGCUAGAGCUGUUUUGAAUAAAAUAUAUUUUUUCCUUU
This is a messenger RNA of Strigops habroptila (Kakapo), 3215 nucleotides long. It is a transcript of the gene PRR16, whose product is annotated as proline rich 16. Gene Ontology annotation, biological process: positive regulation of translation; positive regulation of cell size. The record is from RefSeq and is a predicted model, not a curated record. The transcript is spliced from 5 exons. NCBI's taxonomy places the organism in Eukaryota, Metazoa, Chordata, Aves, Psittaciformes, Psittacidae. The coding region runs from base 76 to 996 and encodes 306 amino acids.